Messenger RNA from Dujonia railenensis, 759 nucleotides. NCBI's taxonomy places the organism in Eukaryota, Fungi, Ascomycota, Pichiomycetes, Serinales, Debaryomycetaceae. The record is from the annotation of a GenBank genome assembly.
AUGUCGGUUUCAGUCAAUCUAAAUGAGCACACGCUCAGCAUCCCAAAGCCACUACACACAUGUUUUUCAUACUUACUUGAAAAUGGGGACAUUGAAGGAAUAUUUAGAGUAAGCGGAUCUGUUAAAAGAGUUAAUCAUUUCACUAAGGAAUUUUUAGCAAACCCAGAUCUUGACUUGAAUAAGUUAAAGGCAGGAAGCGAUGAGCUCGUAUUUACUGUCCACGAUAUCGCGACUGUGUUUAAAAGACUUUUAUCAAAUUACUUGAAGGGUUCAAAUUCAGUAAUAGUGGAUAACUCAGACCAAUUAAGUCAAAUACAGCAGGUUUGCCAAAAGUUCACUGGUUCACCGGUCACUUUAGUGAGGAAAACAUGCUCUAUUCUUGACAUUUCUCACAACAAUACCAAUAUUUUACUAUACUUGACUUGCUACUUGAAGAAGAUGUCAAAAUUAGACAAGACGACUCAUAUGAACAUUUUUAACUUGGCAAUAAUAUUCCAGCCUCAUUUCUUUAAUAGUGAGUUGAUAAAUGAUCUUGAAGACUUAAAGAAGUUCAGAAAUGCUAUAGAGGCAUACAUAGAGUAUUGUGACAUAUUGGUAGAGGAAUUAGCACGACCCAUCGUUCAACCAACGGUAAAAGUGAAAAUAGUGUCAGUCAUAAAAUCAAGUCCAGCAGUUGAAAUUGUAACCAUUGCGACUGAGAAGAAACCUGCCUUAUUGAAAAGGGCGUUUUCAAUGAGCGUCAAAAGAUUAAAACUGUAA